AUGGCGGCGGAGGCAGACCACAAACACCCACGUCAGAACGGCGGCUUGAACGGCGGCGGCGGCGGCGGCGGCGGCGGCGCAAACAGCAAGCACCCUUCCCUGUCGCACGUCCUCCCACCACCACCCCCGGAGCCCACGCGGGCCGCGCUCUUCGACGACGAGUAUGACAUACUGAGCGGCGCGCCCAGGCCGGCGCGAGACGACGACGGCGCCAGCGGCGCGUCGUCCUCGCCGCCCGUGACGUCGCCCGUCAUGCAGCCGCCGUACUGGACCCAGUCGCACAGCCGCACCGUCUCCAACCUGUCGACCGACAGCGUGCUGCCCGUCGGGGCCAUCACGCUCCAGGACAACGAGGACGAGAGCGGCCACGCGCGGGACGGCGGGCUGGGCCGGGACAGGAACAGGGCCUGCUGGGCGAAGAGCGUCGAGGUCACAGACUACGUCGUCGUCAACGGCAGCGCCACCAACAUUGGCGCGUUUGUCGUCUGGAACAUCAGGGUUGAGACGUUGACGGGCUCGUACAUCAACAUAAGAAAGCGGUACUCUGAGUUCGACGAGCUCAGGUACGAGUUGGUGCAGACUUUCCCCGGCUUCGAGGCGGCAGUCCCAACGCUCCCUCCGAAGAGUGUUAUAUCAAAGUUCCGGCCAAAGUUUCUUGAGAAGAGGAGAGCUGGCCUGCAAUACUUUCUAAAGUGA
Messenger RNA from Thyridium curvatum, 696 nucleotides. RefSeq lists its product as uncharacterized. The coding region runs from base 1 to 696 and encodes 231 amino acids. Gene Ontology annotation, molecular function: phosphatidylinositol-3-phosphate binding. Gene Ontology annotation, cellular component: endosome. The transcript is spliced from 2 exons. The record is from RefSeq and is a predicted model, not a curated record. Lineage: Eukaryota; Fungi; Ascomycota; Sordariomycetes; Thyridiales; Thyridiaceae.